AUGCUUUACUCUUUAGGUGACAUAGGAAAUUAUUACUAUGGUCAAGGACAUCCUAUGAAGCCUCACAGAAUACGAAUGACUCAUAAUUUACUUCUCAACUAUGGACUUUAUAGAAAAAUGGAAAUUUAUAGGCCACAUAAAGCUACUCAAGAAGAAAUGACAAAAUUUCACAGCGAUGAUUAUAUUCGAUUUUUAAGAAGUAUAAGGCCUGACAAUAUGAGCGAAUAUAAUAAGCAAAUGCAAAGGUUGGAAGAAGCUUUUUAUACAACUGAUAGAGUUAUGACUGUUUCUUUUCAUAAGUACGGCGAAUAUUUUCCUGGCACUGGAGAUCUUAGAGAUAUUGGAGCUGGUAAAGGUAAAUAUUACGCCGUGAAUAUUCCUCUUCGUGACGGAAUGGAUGACGAAUCUUACGAAAGUAUUUUCGUUCCAAUAAUUAGUAAAGUAAUGGAAACUUUUCAACCAAGUGCGGUUGUACUUCAAUGUGGAGCUGACUCUUUAACAGGAGACCGUUUAGGUUGCUUUAAUUUAACCGUUCGGGGUCAUGGGAAAUGCGUUGAAUUUGUCAAAAAAUACGGUAUGCCAUUUUUAAUGGUAGGAGGAGGAGGAUAUACCAUUCGUAAUGUUUCAAGAUGUUGGACCUAUGAAACCUCCGUUGCUUUGGGAACUGAAAUUGCCAACGAACUUCCUUAUAAUGAUUAUUUUGAAUACUUUGGCCCAGAUUUCAAAUUACACAUAAGUCCAUCAAACAUGGCGAAUCAGAACACUCCUGAAUAUUUGGAAAAAAUUAAAACAAGAUUAUUUGAAAAUUUAAGAAUGUUGCCGCACGCACCAGGAGUUCAAGUACAAGCCAUACCCGAGGAUGGAGUGCACGAAUCAGAAGAAGAUGAGGAUAAAGUUAAUCCAGAUGAAAGGCUACCUCAAUCCGAAAAGGACAUGACAAAAAAAAUGUUAUCAGAAGUUGAAAAGGAGGAUCGAACAGUUCCAGUAGAAGACCUUAAGAAAGACAACGAAUCAAAUCCUUGA
Messenger RNA from Pediculus humanus corporis (human body louse), 1023 nucleotides. RefSeq names its product histone deacetylase RPD3, putative. The record is from RefSeq and is a predicted model, not a curated record. Gene Ontology annotation, molecular function: histone deacetylase activity. The transcript is spliced from 8 exons. The coding region runs from base 1 to 1023 and encodes 340 amino acids. Lineage: Eukaryota; Metazoa; Arthropoda; Insecta; Psocodea; Pediculidae.